Molecule: messenger RNA, 3917 nt
Organism: Vitrella brassicaformis
Lineage: Eukaryota; Vitrellaceae
Source: the annotation of a GenBank genome assembly
CAGAGCGGUGGCGGGUUGUUUCCGAUGUGAAGGCAGCGGGGGAGUGUGCCCAGCCCAUACGCUGGCCGCCCUCUUCCUCCCUAGUGCUUCCUCCCCUAUCCCUCUUCCAUCUCUAUCUUGAAGGUGAGCCAACAGCGCUCGUGAAGGCCAGCAGGGGUGACAAUGAGACGCACACACGUAUCUGAUGUGUUGUUGCUGCUGUCAGGUGGAAGAUGAGCGCCUCUGAUGGCAGCGUCAGUGACGAGUCCACCGAUGGUUCCAGGGGCUGGUGGCCCUUUCCUGGAUGGCUACGGUUAGCGUCACCCCUGCUGCCCAGCCACCCGUCCGAGCCCCCGCUCCCCUACGUCCCUCCCUCCCUGCCCGCCCUGUCUUCUGAGGCCCCAUCCACCGUCGACACACCCUCCCUCUCACGUACUGAUUCGUCCACCAUCCCCUUGGCCCGCGGCAUCACCCACCACCAUCACGACAGGACAGCGUCAAGGUGGAUACGCAGCUUCCUCCUGCCUACUUGGGCGUCCUCUGCCACAAGACGAGGCAAGACCCCACGGGCAUGUGAGCGCAAGUCGGACUCGGAGGGUGCGCUGCCGUCUUCGUGCGAUAUGCUGCCGACGAAGGCCAAGGGAGGUGAGGGAUGGAUGGGCUGCCGCAAGAGGGGAUGGCUCUGGUGGAGGUCCCAGUGCCGCAUCAUGUUGGUGUUUGUCUUGGUCGCUGUGGUGCUUUUGAACUUGCUCUUCAACCUUGGGGUGGUGUGGCCGGGCUGGGGGCGGGGGCAAGGGGACACUGGCGAGGCAGCAUCUCCAAGCGCACAGUGGCAGCUGGGCACCAGGUCCGCAUCGGCCACCGACGGCGAUCGUGUCAAGGGUGCUGACAAGGGUGCAUCGUCGGGCGAGGAGAGGAGAGAGGUGCCACGGCCCCCUCCUGCUUUCGUCGCCAGGCGAGACCUGAGACCUGCGGACCUCCACCGCGCACAGAAGUGCUCCGCCCACAUGUCAGCCUACCUCUCGGAAGAGGACCUGUGGAGCGCAUCCCUUGCACAGUGCGAAGCCUUCUCGGCCAUUGUGGACCUCAAGCAGUGCCCAUUACUGUCCAAUCGCUGUCUCUCGUUCUCCAACUGGCUCGACGGCGAGAACGCCAUGAGGCGGCGAUCGGUGAGGGACGCCAUCGAGUUCACAUGGCAUCAAUACGAGGAGCACGCAUUCGGCCGUGACGAGCUGAAGCCCAUCAGCGGGUUGGGCGACGACGCGUGGGGCGGCUUCGGUGUCCUCAUUGUCGAUGCCCUCGACACCAUUCUCCUCGCCGAUCUCCCGGACGUGGCCGCGAGAGCCCUUGAUUGGCUGAAGACCAAACUCACCUACGACAAGGAGGUCAACGUGAACCUGUUCGAGACGACCAUAAGGCAGCUGGGAGGCCUCCUGUCCACCUACUACCUGCUGCAGACGCCGGGCUCCCUCCAGACAAGGCAAGAGUGCCUGGAUCGGCUGCUGGAUGAGGCCAAGUCGCUGGGCGGUCGGCUGUUGAAGGCGGUGCCGGAGGGGACGAGGGCUGCUGACGGGGAGGAGAAGAGGGAGUGGGGUGAGGGGCCUCUCUGGCUCGACAGCCCGCCCGCAUCGGACAUCAAGCUCCACAGCGGCCACAGGCAGCAUCUGGCGGGCUAUACCUCUCUAUCUGGUAUGCAAUUUCGGUUGUAGGGAGUCGGAACAUCUUGUCCUGUCCUGUCCUGUCAUGUGUGUCUCUUAGAGAUCGGCACGAUCACGCUGGAGUUCAAGACCCUCUCAGAGGCUUCUGGCGACUGCCAGUUCGCCGAGGCUGCGGACGCUGUGGUAGAGCUGAUUGAGCGCAAGCGGCAGCUGAGCGUCACGGGCCUGGCCCCCAUCUUCCUCGACCCCAAGACACUCGCCACCCAGCGGGGCAUCAUCUCCUUGGGAGCCAGGGGCGACAGUGUGUAUGAGUAUUUGGCAAAGGAGUGGAUCCUCACCGGUCAGUACUGCAGUCAAGGCGAUGCACACCACACCACACCAGACCUCAUUAGACCACACCCGUCGUCUCCUGUCUGUCGGCCUGUUGUGUUGUGCUGCCACCCACCACAGGCCGUCGCGACAAGUUGUUGGAGUCGAUGGUCACCGGGUUCCUACGCAAGCUGGCCGACACCAUAUCGCACACGGCACAGCCGCCCCAGCUGCCUCAGGGGUCCAUGUCGGCGACCUGGGGCGAGGCUGAGGGCGGCAUUGCCUACCAUGAUAGGGGGCUCGUCUACGUGGCGGAACUUCAAGGCUCAAAGAUCGCCAAAAUGGACCACUUGGUGAGUGCGGAUGGGAGGGAGGCGCAUGACACACACCAGCAGCAGUCACUGGUUCGUUCUUCAGGUGUGUUUUCUGCCGGGCCUGCUGAUGCUCAUUGCUCGCAGCGGGUUUGUCCAGCCGUCGUCCAAGAGCCCACCGAAGUGCGACAUGGCAUCCUUCCCGCCGGCAAGUGGCCCCUGCAGCAGUAUCGACGAGGGGGGUGCUGCUUACCUGGAACGAUUGGCAGAUGAACUCACCAAGACGUGUGUCACCAUGUACUUCAGGACCAAAUCGGGUGAGGGAGACACAGACAGGGAGACGAGCACUACCCGCACACAGACAGCAUCAGCUUUCUCCCUGCUGCCACCGGUUUGUGUGCAGGAUUGGCGCCUGAGAUAGUUCGCUUUUCUCAUGACGACAUGACGGACGACAGCGGCUCGAUGCACUCGUUGCUGCGGCCUGAGACGCUGGAGUCCCUCUUCUACAUGGCCGAGCUCGCGCCGCACCCCGACUACUUCACUCACCCCCCGCCCCGUCCCCCGACAGGCACGGAGAGCGACGGCUUGUUCACGCUGGAGAGCAUCGAGGGUGCGAGGAGGCGGCGUGAUGUAGAGGACCGUGAGUAUGUGGAUAGGUAUGGGUUGAGGUGGCGGAAUUGGGGUUGGCGGAUAUUCCUGGCGACCGUCGCAAACGCCAAGGUGGCGCACGGAUUUGCCUCUGUCGAUAAUGUACAGACGGUCAGUCCGUCCGUCCGUCAAGGAAAGGCAGGGAGGGAGGGGGGGAGGGAGGGAAGACAAGAGCACAUCCACCGGACGCCUUGUUGUCUUUCUGGAUGCAGAUGCCUGUGCAUCCGCGAGACAAGAUGCACACCUUCUGCUUAGCCGAGACGUUCAAGUACCUGCUAUUGCUCUUCUCGCCCCGCCGCACCCUGCCCCUCGACCGCUUCGUCCUCAACACCGAGGCCCACCCGCUGCCCAUCAUGGACAAUCCCACACCAGGGGGCAAGUGCGGCAGAAUCGCACGGAUGAUGAGACACACCACCGGCACCACCGGCACCGACGCCGUCGUAUCCCUCAAGGCACCGCCCAUGCUGGCCCAGCUGCUCGACAAGCAUGCCGGCAAGAUCAGAGGCGCCAGCGGGUCACGCCAUGGUGACACAGAGAGAACGUCGACAGGGCAGGCGGCACUGAGGGGAGGCCGUAGGGUGGGGGAUGUUGGCCCUUGAUUGCAGACACACACACGGAUUGCAGCCAACGAUAGAUGGAUGGAGGGUGCGUGAGAGGGGUGUGUUAUGUGUGUGUGACCGUUUUUCCAUUCUGUGAUACCAAGAGUGAGUGCAUCACUCAGCUAGCUGCACAGCACAGUGCCGGCUGGCCGCAUUGAGUGAUGGACGGACGGACGGAUGGAUGGAUGGAUGAACAUGGGCGGGCGAGUGCAUUUUGGAGUCCAGUUUGUGUCUGCGUCUGUCUCUCUCUCUCUGUCUGUGUGUCUCUCCAUGAGUGUGUGUCCCCGGGGCGCGGCGCCUGUGUUUCAGUUGUAUGAGUAUGAUCCAUGGACAUUUGUCACCGCGUGUUGACUCGAUCCCUUCCCUUGCAGACGUGCACUGCGUGUUCCGUGUGUGCGAUGAAUGAAUGCGUG